Molecule: messenger RNA, 640 nt
Organism: Cuscuta campestris
Lineage: Eukaryota; Viridiplantae; Streptophyta; Magnoliopsida; Solanales; Convolvulaceae
Source: the annotation of a GenBank genome assembly
GGCCAUUAUUUAUAUUUUAUACAUAAAAUGCAUUGUUUUUGGCAUUCUUUUUACUCUUUUAAAUUUAUUAUCUUAUUUUCCUUGACACAAGUCUUCUAGAUAUUUCAUAUUGUCAAAAGAUUGUGGAAGAUGCCAAGCUUAGAUUGCCCGAGGAUAUAAGCAAGAGGACAAUUGGGCGGCCAAAUGGUUUGUAAAUUGACCCAACCAAUUUAAAGAAGUGUUGAUCCAAAUCACCAAAUGAUAUCAAGUCCAGCAGCUGCCCACGUCUCAAAACAUCAACGGAAGAAGUGCAUCGCACAAGAGAGUCUUCUUCUCCAAUCCAAACACUGCAAUUUCAAAUAUAAAAGGUAUCCAAAGCCACAAGAAGGGGGAUAUACGGAGACGGAUAGAGACGAGAGAUCAGAGAUUGGGAACAGAGGAACCGACCUAGGGUUUCGACCCUAGGUCCGGCCGGCAGUUCGACGACGACGACUAGGCGGAUGUCCAGCGAUGGUGGCGAUGCCAAGGAUGGCGCGAGAUUGCACUUCGGCCAUGGAAUCCGGUGGUCUCUAUUCUGGCAGCGAACGGAUGAAGGAACAAUACUCAGGGGAGCAAUUUUCUCCUUUUUUAUUUCAUUCUUUAAUUAAGACUUUCCAAUUUA